Molecule: messenger RNA, 1588 nt
Organism: Nematolebias whitei (Rio pearlfish)
Lineage: Eukaryota; Metazoa; Chordata; Actinopteri; Cyprinodontiformes; Rivulidae
Gene: disc1
Product: DISC1 scaffold protein
Exons: 13
Coding region: 29-1588 (519 amino acids)
Biological process (GO): neuron migration; cilium assembly
Cellular component (GO): microtubule; mitochondrion; centrosome
Source: RefSeq, a predicted model, not a curated record
AAAGGAGGAGAUUUAAAAAUAAAAAAAGAUGUUUGCGGGACUGAUGGGUCUGGACUGUCACCGGAAGUCAAUGUUUCACCACUGCGGAGUCUCAGAAGCGUUUCCAUUGUACCGUAAGUGGAGCCCACGGUGUCUCCGUGUCCUCGCCGGAGCCCCCCGGGACAGAGACGUCAACCUUCUGAGCUUCGGUCCGAUUAUCGAGUCCAUGAUGUUGAAGCUGCAGAGGCUCCAGCAGAAAGCCAUCCUGGACGACGACUACGACGCCGCUGAGCGCUUUGGGAAGAAGCUGGAGGAGCUGUGCAGGGAGCGAGGCGCUCUCAGGCUGGGUUUACCCUCCAGACAGCCUGGCGUGGCCCUGUUCCUGGACAGGCUCAGGCAGGGGGUGCACGGCGCCCUCCAGAGGACAGACUGCAGUCAAGGCAGGGAGGAGGUGGAACCAGAACAAUCGGACCCGCUGCAACGAAGAGAUGGUUUGGUUCAAGAGAAACGGCAGGUGGAGGAGGAGGUGGCAGAGCUGCAGCGGCGGCUGGCGGAGCUGCAGGAGCGCAACCGGCUCCUGGAGGAGCAGAUCCAGCAGGAGGAGCGGCAGCUGGAGGCAGAGGAGCUGGAGGGCACCGUGCUGCGCAGCUGCACCACGGUCCAGCUCCGGGACCUGAGCCGGACCCUGCAGGACCUCGUCACAUCCGAAUACCGCUCGCUGAUCUCCAUCUCUCCUCCACCCUCCACACUCAGACUUCAGGAGCAGGAACAGGCCCUGAAUCUGUCCAUCAAGGAAGCUACAGCUAAAGUGGUGAUGAGUCAGAGGCUGGGCAGCAGCCUGAGGAGGAAAGUCAGCGAGACCGAAACGCAGCUUUUGGCGCUGCAUGAAGCCAAACUGGCGGCUAUUUCCGGUAAUGACUUCGGCAGCGCCAAGGAGCUGAGAGCCGAGAUGAAGGCGGUGUACCUGGAGCGGGACCGGCUGGAGGCGCUGGUCCAGAGGCUGCAGAGCCUCAGCUCGGGGAGCAGCCAGGAGCUGUGCCGGAUGAAGGAGCAGCGGCGGCAGCUCAGGCAGGAGCUGGAGCAGAGGGAGGCCCUGCACGAAAGCCGGCUGAGAGAGAACACCGUCAGGUAUAUGGAGCUGCUGGAGGACAGGCUGCACAGUUACGGCUGUCCCGGCUUGGAGCGGAUCUGGGAGGCUGACCUGGAAGCUUGUCACCUGUUCCUGCGUGGCCUGCAGCUCCGGACUCCCAGUGUCAGCGGGGCGGACGUGGAGGACCUCCCCGCCACGCGCGUGAGUCCUCCGACCCAACCGCCGCCUGAAGAAGAAGAAGACUGCGCCAUGCUGACGGCUUUAGGCGGACGUUGGUGUCCUGAGGCCAACCUUCAGAACUCUGAGUUCACAAAGAAACUGGAGGAGUUUUUGUUCUGCAUGGAGGAGACUCAGCCCGAGAAAGCACUUGAAAGAACUCAAGGAACCUUAUUAGAGAGGUCUCUGGAAAAUCAUCGGAAUCUGCUGGGUGGUAAAGCACACAAACACCAGGAGGAGGCUGACAUCACCACCAUCACUGCAACCAACAACAACUCAGAUGGACUUCAUCCUUAUGCCUGA